Trematosphaeria pertusa is the source of this 972-nucleotide messenger RNA. RefSeq names its product endoplasmic reticulum vesicle protein 25 precursor. Bases 38 to 706 code for a protein of 222 amino acids. Lineage: Eukaryota; Fungi; Ascomycota; Dothideomycetes; Pleosporales; Trematosphaeriaceae. The transcript has 3 exons. Gene Ontology annotation, biological process: intracellular protein transport; endoplasmic reticulum to Golgi vesicle-mediated transport; Golgi organization. The record is from RefSeq and is a predicted model, not a curated record. Gene Ontology annotation, cellular component: COPII-coated ER to Golgi transport vesicle; endoplasmic reticulum-Golgi intermediate compartment; endoplasmic reticulum.
CUCAGCAAUCGAGCUCCACCACACGGCGCCCGUCACCAUGGACCGAUUACUGCGCUUACUACCCUGCCUACUGCUGCUGCUGCUCCUCACAGCCCCCCUCGCCGCGGCGCUAAAAUUCGACCUCCACGCCGUCCAAGCCCACGACGCCGCAAAGUACGAGCGCUGCAUUCGCAAUUUCGUCGCUAAGGACCAGCUCGUCGUCGUCACGGCUAUACUCGAUGGGUACAGGGGCGAUGGCCAGACGGUGAAUAUGCAUAUCCGCGACGCAAUGGGCAACGACUACCACCGGCCCAAGGACGUCUACGGCGAGAACCGCUACGCGUUCACCUCGCACGCAGACUCCGCGUUCGAUGUGUGCUUUGAGAAUACGUUGACGGGUAAGCCCUCCGGCAACCUCAACCCCACACGCCACGUCGAGCUCGACAUCGACAUCGGCGCCGACGCCAAGGACUGGAGCGCGAUCCAGGCGGGCGAGAAGCUCAAGCCGGUCGAGGCGGAGCUGCGCCGCAUCGAGGAGCUGGUCGGCGAGGUGGUGGCCGAGAUGGACUACCUGCGCGGCCGCGAGCAGAAGCUGCGCGAUACGAAUGAGAGCACGAAUGAGCGCGUUAAGUGGUUUGCGUUUGGCACGAUGGGCAUGCUGGUCGGGCUGGGCGCGUGGCAGGUUGUGUAUUUGAGGGCGUAUUUUAGGAGUAAGCAUCUGAUUUGAUUUGAGCUGGGGAAAGGGGAGGGAGAUGGGGUGUGAGGAUUAAGGGGUGGGAGAGUGUGUAUGAACAGAAAAGAGAGGAGAGGAUGAUGGCAUCGUAUCGAUUAGCGGGUAAGAAGGGGAACAGGAUGCUAGCUAGCGUUAUCCAUCCAUGGCAUACUUCUUGAUGCGGCGGAGCGCCGGACGGCGUUGGUAGGAUCAUCUAUAUCACAUCAUGGCAUAUUAAAUCGAGUUCUGGAUUGCAGCGCAAAAACCCCACCGGCCAUCCG